AUGUCUUCAAUUAUAUGUAAUGUUCCUUCUGAUGUAUCUGUUCCUCCACGGUUCGUCGUUAAUCUUGAUUCACCUCCAAUGUUAAGAUGGCAACAUAUCUUACGUCUAUAUAGAGAUCAACUUCGUGAAGUUGAAAAAAAGAUCGAUUCAAUGGUGAAUGAAAUUGUUGGUCAAUGGAUGGGUCCUAUGUUUGAAAAUGUUCUAUCAACAAUCAUGGCUGGUAUAACACAAUUAGGACUUGUUUAUUAUGGACAAGAAUUGAAAGGUUUCUCACGUGACACGGGAAUGCCAUUAGGUAAAUUAGUAAUGAUACAAUUUGUUUAUGAAUGUUUUGCAUGUUGUACAUCAAUUGUGUGUCAAGAUGAACAAACUAAUACUCCAAUGCAUAUUAGAACUAUGGAUUGGGGACUUGAUUUUUUGAAACAAUUGACUAUUGAUGUUGAUUUUCAAAGGAAUGGUCAAACAGUUUUUAAAGGCACAACAUGGAUUGGUUAUGUGGGAAUUUUAACAGGAAUGAGAGUUCAAAAUGGUUAUUCUGUAUCGGUUAAUUUUCGACAUACAGGUGGACAAUUGACAACAAAUCUUAAAACUGCUUUAGCCAGUGGCUGGCCAAUUGGUUUUCUUGUUCGUGAAAUAUUAGAAUCAACACACAAUUAUGAAUUAGCUGUUGAACAACUUGCACAAUCUUCAAUAAUUGCACCAUGUUAUUUUACUAUAUGUGGAACAAGUCAAAGUAAGACUUUGGGAACUUUACUAACUCGCAAACAAACAUUAGAAGAAAACAGAUGGACAGUUUCUGAACAUGGUUCAAUCAUACAGACUAAUAUUGACCAUUGGAGUUCAGAAAAACAUGAAGAUAUUUUAUUUUCGAUUAAACGUCGAGAUUUAUCCAAACGAUUCUUGAGUCAGAUGAAAGGAGUCAAUGAAUAUGAAUUAUGGAAGCUUUUAUCGGAAUAUCCAAUAUGCAAUAAUAUAACCAUAUAUGGGACAUUUAUGUGUCCAGAAUAUGGUAUAUAUCAUACACGAUAUCCUCAAGAUAAUCGAGGAUUUCACUCACACGAAAACGUUCAAUUUAUCUCACUGACUGAUUUGAAAGAUGAUUUAUAUUGGCGAUUAUCAUCAACUUAUGUUUGUUGUAACUGUGGACGCGAAUUUGAUAUUAAUGACAAUCCUGGUGGUAAUUGUGUGCAUACUGGAGCAUGGCAUGCAACAUUUAAUGAUUGUUCCUAUUUAAAAUGUGGUUUUCACUUAGGUAAAAAAGCAUCGAUUGGUAUACAACACUGGUCAUGUUGUUAUUCAUUAAAAUAUCGAUCAGAUACUUGUACCCAAAGCAAUUCUCACACAUUUAUCAAACAAUAA
Messenger RNA from Rotaria sordida, 1359 nucleotides. The record is from the annotation of a GenBank genome assembly. NCBI's taxonomy places the organism in Eukaryota, Metazoa, Rotifera, Eurotatoria, Philodinida, Philodinidae.